AUGGCAGGGAGAGAAUGCCUCAAUUUGGGAAAAAAAAGUAGGUAUUGUUGGCGUGUCUUUGUUCAUCUCAGGCAACUGACCAGUCCUAGUAAGCAUUCAAAAUCUGCAGCAAGCGAUUUCCCUGUCCUUUCCUACCCGAUUCAAACGUCUGACGAAAUCAAAGCUCGAUUGGCUCAUCUGGUAGCUUUGGCCAAGACCCAAUGGCUCGACAAUCCAAAGAACGUCGUCUUUGCCUAUGUUCAGUCUCGCACCGGCUCGUAUCCUGAGUUUCGUUUUGCCGAGGGUCGUUACCAUGGCAAGUCGCACAAAGUCAUUCGUUCCACCCUUGUCAUCGACGAAGAGUACAACAUCGUUGCGACGGGCGAUGGGAAAAGUCAAAAAGAGGCAGAAAAAGCAGCCGCUCUACACGGUGUGCUCCUGCUCCUGGAGCGCGAUUUCAUCGCACACCCUCCACCAGGCAUCUUCGGCUCCGGUGGCAAAGGCAACUCUAAGGUGCUCACUGCUGCCCUUUUCGAUGGCACAUCUGUUUCGUUAGAACAAGCUCGUGAAUUCAUCGACUUUUUCUGUCGUGAGGGGCAUUUUGGUUCGCCAGAUGUGGUAUUUCAUGAGGCACAUGAAGUUCGUGGACGGCGCGUGUUGAUUCAUGGAUGGAAGGCCACGAUGUGCAUUGGAGGCACCCCAGUCGGCGAAUCACUUGAAUCUAACAAGAAAACUGCACAAAAUGCGGCUUACUUGAACACAGCGACAACACUUGCUGAUGAAUAUCGAGACAUGUGGGUCAAGUACUUGCAAAUGCCUCGGAGUAAGCUUGCCGGCAAAGCGCCACCGGUCUAUUUUCGUGUGUCAAAUGAAUUGGAGGAAAAGAUGCGUCAUCUCUAUGACACGAUUCGAGAUAGUGAGCUGUAUGCAAAUCGUCCGCGAACCACGGCGGUGCUCUCAUCACCUCCAGAUGCAACACCUGCAACGAAAAAGGCCGAUGCGACGCGACAUGCACUGUCUGAUGAACAGCAUGAACAAAAGUCCCAACAAAUGCUAGAAAACUUGAAUGCUUAUCAGACGGACGAACGUGUCAAGUCGCUUCGGAUUGCGCGUGAGCAGCUUCCAGUAAUGCAGCACGCUGGCGACAUUCUUGUAAAAACGGAGUUGAACCCUAUCACUGUCUGCAUGGCGUCUACAGGCUCUGGCAAAACGACGCAGGUCCCUCAAAUUCUGCUGGAUGAUUUUACGCUCCGCAAGCAAGGGUCACGCUGUAAUAUUAUCUGUACUCAACCCCGUCGCAUUGCAGCCAUUAGUGUGGCACAGCGUGUUGCGAAGGAGCGGGGCGAGAGUGUCGGUGAUUCGGUCGGAUACCAAGUGCGGUUUGACAGCAAGAUGCCCAAACCGGAUGGGUCUAUUCUUUUCUGCACGACGGGUGUAUUUUUACGGCGUUUGCAGUCGGCACUAGAGGAUGCAUCAGGCACCUCAUUUCUCGACAAUGUGACGCAUAUACUUAUGGAUGAGGUGCAUGAACGUGAUGUUGAGACCGACUUGCUGUUGGCUGUGAUCAAGCGUGUUCUCCAAGACCGUAGGGAACGUGGAUGCCCUGAGAUCAAACUGCUUUUAAUGAGUGCGACCGUGGAUCCGAAACUGUUUCAACAGUACUUUGAAGGAUUUUCGGCACGGCCCGUACCAGUGGUGGAGAUCCCUGGUCGGAGUUUCCCUGUACAAAAGUACUACUUUGACGAAAUCUAUCAACAACUUCAAGAGCUGGCUCUUCCGUUGAAUCAAGGGGGGUGGGUCUGGCACGAGCAGAGCGUUCGUGAUUAUGUACAUCGUGAGAUCAUCGAGCACGGUGGCCGAAUCAGCGACUCUGUUGGCAGCUCAGACGACAAACUGAUCAUUGACAAUCUGGAGUUGCCGUAUCCACUAGUUGCUCUGCUGAUCGCCUACGUGCUCACACGGUCCCGUGACGGACACGUGCUUGUGUUUUUGCCCGGGUGGGACGAGAUCAAGAUCGUGCACCAAUUGCUCUUGAAUUCGAAAGAAUACCCUCUGAUGGGUGUGUGCUUCGAUGACUCUUCUCAGUAUGAGAUCCACAUCCUCCACUCGUCGGUCCCUGUGACUGACCAGCAGGCUGUGUUUGAGCCUGUGCGACAUCCUCAUAUUCGCCGCGUGAUUCUAUCGACCAACAUAGCAGAGACGUCCGUGACGAUCCCAGACGUGGUGUAUGUGAUUGACACUGGCCGUGUGAAGGAGAAGCGGUACGAUCCUGAACGACACUUGUCGAGUCUUGUGUCUGCCUGGGUCGGCACGUCCAACCUAAACCAGCGCGCAGGCCGCGCAGGCCGUCAUCGGUCUGGUGAGUAUUACGGCUUGUUGUCAAUGGCGCGCUACAAUCGCCUGGGUGUAAGCCAGACGGUCGAAAUGAAGCGCCUCGACCUCAGUAAUGUCGUCAUGCAUAUCAAGGCACUCAACAUUCCCGGUAUGGAGGUAGAAGACGUGCUUGCAUCCACGAUCGAACCACCCGCGUCCGAACGUGUGCAGGCAGCCAUGGUUGAUCUUGGUCGGAUUGGCGCUCUGGAUUAUCACUCAAAUCUCACGUCGCUCGGCAAAAUGCUUUUGCAUUUGCCAGUCGAUGUUAAUAUCGGAAAAAUGUGUCUGUAUGGUGCGUUCUUCCGCUGCUUGGAUCCUGUCUUGUCACUUGCGGCGAUUUUGACGAACCGGGAUCCGUUCAUGGCGCCUAUUCAUCUAAAACGGGAGGCCAACGAAAUUAAGAACAGUUGGUGCCCCACAACGUUCCGUUCAGAUCCGUUGUGCGUCCUCAACGCGUACUAUGAGUGGAACAGACUAUUAUCGUUACAUCCGAGCCAAGCGAAUCGAUUCUUGUAUCAAAACAUGCUGAGUCGCUCGACCAUGUUCCAGAUUCAGCAAGUGAAAGAGAACCUGUUCCAGAGUCUUAGAAAGGCCAACGUGAUUCAACUCAUUCGUAGCAGCGCUGGCGUCCCUCCUCGCUACCGCCGGCGCAUUCGCGAAACUGACCCUGAAUUCAACGCUAAUGCCCACAGUACGGCACUGCUUGCUUCGCUUAUUGCGGUGUCGUCACCUAACUUUGCUGUACGCACGGGUGAGCGAACGUUCCGUACCUCACAGGAUAAGUCGUGUUUUAUCCACCCGUCCAGUGUGUGCAGUGCCAAAUUCCAAAAGGACAAGGCAAAGAUGUCUGCAUCACCAUCAAUGCCCAAUAAGGACAUCUAUGCCUUUGCUGAGAAAGUGCGUAACACUUCGCAGAUGACUGGUUCUGCUGGACACGCCAUGACAUUCAUGCGCACGUGUACACGCAUUGAUCCGUUGUCGUACAUGCUCUUCGGUGCAACGGAGGCGCGGGCUUCCCCACAAGGUUUGGACUGUGACUCGUGGCUCCCUGUCACCGGUGACUAUGAUGCGUUGGAUGGCGUCGAGCGCAUCAAGUCUGUUAUGGAUGCCUGUAUACUCCGUGUGUUGGAGGGCAUUCAGAUCCCCCUCACAAAUCUGACGGCAAAAAAGUCCUCUAUCGAGCCUGUUGCCUCCGAUGUCCUCAACGACACAUUUUCUGACGAUGAGGAGGAUGCUGACCCGACCAUCCCGCCUGUCGGCCCUUUAACGAUGCAUGAAGUGCAAGAGCUUGAAUCGCUCACUUCUCGAAUUGUUGAUUUGCUCGACCAUUAUGCAUCGGAAAAUCCCCUCAGUUAA
Messenger RNA from Malassezia globosa CBS 7966, 3708 nucleotides. RefSeq lists its product as uncharacterized. The transcript has a single exon. Gene Ontology annotation, molecular function: RNA binding; ATP binding; helicase activity. Bases 1 to 3708 code for a protein of 1235 amino acids. Gene Ontology annotation, cellular component: intracellular anatomical structure. The record is from RefSeq and is a predicted model, not a curated record. NCBI's taxonomy places the organism in Eukaryota, Fungi, Basidiomycota, Malasseziomycetes, Malasseziales, Malasseziaceae.